UUUUGACAGUUUGGACACUCCUCAUUCACCCCCAACUCAGCCACAGCAGCACUUCAGGACGGACUGUCAACAAUAAACAUGGCGGCCGCGAGCUUGUAAACGAAGCAACGUCUGAAAAAGUCACCGCUUUUAUCGCAUUUUCUUUGGUCCUGGACUCUGCUCCUGGUCAUCAUGGUGAUAAAGGUGUUCUUCCCUCAGUGCUGUAACCGUGCUGACAGCGGUCUGUUGGUAGGGCGAUGGUUGCCGGGAUACGACUCUGCGGUGGUCCUGGCUGUGAUACACUAUCCCUUCAUCCCGAGCACCGUCAAGCAGUACAUCCACCAGAUGCAGGCCCAGAGUGGAGUGGAGCUGUCCAUUCUUGGUUCCUGGAGUUUGCCUAAAGAGGGUCAGGGCGACAUGGAGAGUUUUCUCAGAGACUUGAGCUCCAUCUUCCCCCAGAAACGCUGGCUCCAGAUCAGCCGAGAGAUGGGCAAGAUGGGCUUCUGCUGUAGCGUCCUCAACACCGAGCAGAAGAACAGUGUUUUUCAGAGUGCAGAAAAGAAGGGAGAGGGAAACGAGGAGGAAGAGGAGGGAGAAGAUCAGAAGGUGAUUUUUGUUCACUACGAGCAGCGAAAAGUGAUGCUCUCUCAGCUUCAUCGAGAAGAAAGCGGACACACCGACCCCAACCCCGAGCCCACGUCUGAACUCACUCAGAUGUUUGAGAGCGUGUCCAGGAGUGAGCCUCUGUUCUUUCUGGACAAAUACGACGAGGGUCCAGUGAAGUCCACUCAUUGGCAGAGUGAGGGGAGAGAGGCCAGUAUCGUGGUGGAGCUGUGUAAACAGGCGUCUGUCCCAGUGUGUGCUCUGCUCAGUGCUCUGCUCCAUCUGCAGAACAGCUUCUGGAGCCUCAGGAUCUUCAGUGUUUUUCCGCUGCCGUUCGUUUCGUCCAAACUGUCGACGUGCGUCCAGCUCAACUACAGAGCGCAGAGAAUGAAGACUUUGUUCUCCACCACAAUGGCCCCCGACCACAGGACCUUUAUGAGAAAAGCAAAUAUCUUUGUGUCUCUGCUGUUGGACGUGGCUCUGGGGCUGCUGCUCAUGUCGUGGUUGUACAGAGACGACCACAUCUCCUCCAUCGCCAACGCCCUGGUGCCCGCCGCCGACCACGUGGCCAAAGAGCUGAAGGAGCUGCUGCAGUGGCUGAUGGGAGCUCCGGCUGGACUCAAGAUGAACCGAGCCUUAGACCAGGUCCUGGGACGGUUCUUCCUGUACCACAUCCACCUCUGGAUCAGCUACAUUCAGCUGACGUCUCCGUUCGUUGAGAGUCUGCUGUGGUACGGAGGUCUGUCUGCAGCUCUGGGCCUGAGUCUGGCUCUGUCUCUGCUAUCGGACAUGAUCGCUCUGCUCACCUUCCACAUUUACUGCUUCUAUGUCUAUGGAGCCAGGCUCUACUGUCUAAAGGUGUACGGACUCUCGUCGCUAUGGAGACUGUUCAGAGGAAAGAAGUGGAACGUGCUGCGGCAGAGAGUGGACUCCUGCUCCUACGACCUCGACCAGUUGUUCAUUGGGACCCUGCUGUUCACUAUUCUUCUGUUCCUGCUGCCCACCACCGCCCUCUACUACCUCGUCUUCACUCUGCUCCGCCUGGUGGUCGUGGUGGUGCAGGGCGUCCUCCAUCUCACCGUGGACUUCAUAAACUCUUUCCCUCUGUUUGCUGUGGGGCUCCGUGUGUGCCGUCCAUACAGACUCGCAGACGGAGUGAAGUUCAGGGUUCUCUGCGACGAGCCUGGGACGUGUCUUCACCUGCUCAUGGAGAUUAACCCUUUAAAGUUCAGCUCGGUGGUUCAGACGUACCGCACGCCGACCUACAGCUGUUACCCCAAAGACUCGUGGGGCGCCCUCGUCAAGAAACUGUUUGUGGGACAACUCGUGUAUCCGUGGAGGCACAAGGCCGAAAAGACCGACUGAGGGACCUGCUCCUGAACGCAUCGAGAGGAGGAGGAGGAGGAGGAAAGAAGGGGAGAGAGGAGGAGGAGGAGAGUGGGAGACAGCUGGUGUAUCCAUGGAGACACAAGACUGCAAAAACGGACUGAAACCUGCCCCUGAAUGCACCACGAGGAAAGAGGGAGGAGAGAGAAGGUGGAGAGGUGGAAAGCUGCUGUAUCCAUGGAGACACGAGGCUGAAAAAGAGGAGAGCGGAGGAGAGAGAGAGAGAGAGAGUACAGGGUGAAAAGUCCAACUGAAACCUGCCCCUGAAUGCACCGAGAGGAGAAAGAGAGGAACAGGAGAAGAGGAGGAGGAGAUGGAAGAGAUGGAGGAGGAGGAGGAGGAGAUGGAAGAGGAGGAGGAGGAAAUGAUGGAGGAGAUGGAGGAGGAGAAGGAGGAGAAGGAGAAGAAGACAAGGCCAAGAAAACAAACUAACACCUAAACGCACCACAAGGAGAGAGGAGGAGAGAAUGAUUUUAGGUAGCUUAAAACGAAUGAAUCCCACUUGCCUUCCUAAGUCUUAUAGCAGAAGACGGGACCUGACUUAUACUAGAUACAAACAACAAUGAAAGUAUUUUUUUUAUAAUCACUCUAGCGUUUUAUUCAUGUAUUUCUGUAGUUCUUUUUUCAAAUGAAGUUAAAGGUGCUUUAUGUAACUUCUCUGCUAAAAAGUCCUCUGCCUGCUCAUCUCCAUGGAGCUGUUAUUGCUUGAAAUUGCCUGAAAUGUUCCACAAUAUACCAUCAUGUGAAAUAUUUCAGGCAAAGCAGUAAUAAGCAGAAAAGUUACACAGUGCACCUUUUUUAAACAAAUUGAGUUCAAGAUAAUCUUAACAAAUUAGGCUACGUUCAGACUGCAGGGCUUAACGCUCAAUUACGAUUUUUUUGUGAAAUCCGAUGUUUUUGCGAGGUCGUUCACAUUUCCAAUUAAAUGUGACUUGUAUGUGACUCCAGUGUGAAUGUUAAACAGCCCAAAAGUGUCCCACAUGUGCACUGGAGACACGACGACGUCAACCGCAGCGAGCGUCUCUGUGUUUACGGAAGUUGUCCAAACAUGGACGCAGCAUCGAGCACCUGGAGAUUUUAAAGUUCCUCUCGUACCGGAGCCAGAACAUGAACAACUUGUUUUAAGGAGGAGACUGAGAAGGAGAAGGACGAGGUUUUUGGUCGUGGUGUUUUGUGGGGCAGCAGCAGCGACGUCCGUUGAAAGGAACGUGUGGAUGUGGAGACGGAGCCAAGACAGGUGAGUGGUGAUGUGCUUCGCUUCAGUGACACGGAGUUCAUUAACAAUUUUCGCCUACUUCAGUGCAGAAUAGUGAUGUUUGUGUCUUGUUGAUAACGUGUAGGUGGAUGAAUGCGCUUUAGCCGUUCAGACUGAAGUCACAUGUCAAAAGGUCAGAUAUGUAUCAGUUUCAGGAGCACAUAUCCAAGUGUCCUGGGUCACAUUUGAAAAAAUCGGAUCUGUGUCGUUCAGACUGUCAUUAAAAGAUCAGAUACAGGUCGCAUAGAGGCCAAAAAAAUUGGAUUUGGGUCACUUCAGGCUGCAGUCUGAACGCAGCCUUAGAUUUUUUUUUUUUGUGGAACCUGUUCGUGCCAAUCACUUUAUGCUGCCAUAGAACACUCCAAACGACUACACUGCCAUCACAACUAUUGAUACUUUGCAGCUCACGUUAAACUGGAGGCACUGCUCUGUCUGAAGCUCUUCUACUCACUUUAAACUUUAAUCUGAGCUUUUUAUCACAGUCUGAUCAGAAGGUGCUGACCUGGCUGAAACUACAACAGGUGAGAUGAUUUUUGCGCUUUAACAUGUUUCUCACACAUAAGUUAAUCCCUCUCACCUUUUAGUGUAAGAUCAAACUCCGAAACCGGACCAUGAGCAAUCGCACUGAUCACAGGAAAAUGAAAUGAAAUGCUCUUUAAAUCACUUUUGUAGUUUUCAGACCUUAAAGCAUUUUUGGCUGUGUUUGCGAAUGUGUACAUUGUGUCACCUUGGUAACUGCUGAACAUUUUGGCACAGACAUACACGUAGAACACCCCCAGUGUGAUGUCACUGCAAAGUAUCAAUUCAAAGCUCUAGUUUACAGUUUUCAUUAAGAGUUUUUAAUACUGACUUUCUGAAACCAAUCUGACAUCUCACAUUUAAUGAUAUGUUUUAGUUUUAUGUCUUAGCCCUGAACCAAGUAUACAAUUAUUUUAAAGAGUUUAUCAAAUGUUUUAAAUGUCUUAUAUUACAUAAAAUGGACUCUUGUGAGCGUUAAGCCAUGUUCUAAUGUUGUUACCUCCUCAAAAACAAACUGGAGUUGUGUUUUGUUUCAUUCACAUGUUUGAGUAACUCUUUAUUUUUAGUCUGUCUACAUCUCCAAAGAUCCAAAUGCUCUGUUCCACCUUGUGAUGUCAUGAAGUGGCACUUUUCAAGUUAACAGCUCUUUUUACCUUUUGUUGUUUGGCAAUUCCAGGACUGAAAUCAUCCAAAUGAUCCUGGUGAAGAUGUGUGGUGUUUAAAAGAACAGCGGAGCACUAACUGUAUUACCACAUGACAUCACAAGGUGGAACAGAGUGUUUUCUGUUUGAGAGAAGAACUCUAAAGCGUAAAUCUGCAGGGUUUGUGUGAUUGAAAUAAAACUCAUGAGGAACAAUGAGGAAACAACAUUAGAGCAGAAAAUAGCGUCAUAUGGGCUCUUUAAAGUGAAAUAUAAUAUUCACCAGCCGCAAACAUGUUCAAAAGUUGUGAAUAAAAUUGCUCUUAAAGUGUUAUUAAGUAAUAAAGGGGAAAUCAAAUAAUAAUAAUAAUAAUAAUAAUAACGUGUGGGAGGGGAAAUACUUAAACUAUUCUUAGAAACAAAAAGGAAAUUAAAUUGAAAUUAUAAUAGUAAUUUAAAUUGACUUAACUUAAAUAAGUAGGUCAGUUUGUGUUCUUCGUAUUAACUUGAAAUGACUUGAAAAAGGCUGCACUUAAACAUGUAGAUAUAUUGUUAUUACAGACUUUAUACUUGAAAUAAAACGGACUUAACUUCCUUAUGCAGUGUACUACUUAAAGCUCUGUUCACCUCGUGUUAAACUCUUCCCUAAUGUUUUAUAAACCCACAUUUGUCAGAUUGUGCCUAUAGGAGCUUUAACUAGUAGCUCUCAUUCCUAAUAUUUGAAUAUGAAAAAGUCUGGGAGGGUCUGUCUGCACCUCUGCUCUUUGACAGGAAAAUGUCUCAACAGUUAGAGGUAGUUUUUAAAAAAGCUACAAAAUGAUAAAAUCUUGUAUCACUUUUUAUUCUUUACUCUGGGGGCAAUAGAAACCAGAAAGUUGGGAAUAAAGUUAUAUAAUCUUACACGAAGGCCCUUUCCCAUUCAGAAGAUAAAGUCAUUUGUUUUAAAUGUUUAAUCGCUAUGGCAACCGCUACAGCAUUCUCAUCAUGCCAUCAUCAAAACAGUGGAAAUGGACAAAAAAGGGAUAAAAAUGUGACUGGUGCAGAUAGAUCUCCCAGGCUGUUUCCUGAAUGUGAAUGCUUGUGCUUUGUCUUAAAAUAACUGUGAUUUUUCUUUACCCUUUUCAUGAAUCAAUUCAAAAUUGUGUUUGAUUUCUUGUGGAUUUUUUUUUGUUUUUUUAUGUUUUAUUAUUAUUUUAUAAUCAGUCUAUGUGAACUAUAAUGUAAUUUAAUAAAGAGUUAAUAAUACAAUUUAA
This is a messenger RNA of Boleophthalmus pectinirostris (great blue-spotted mudskipper), 5635 nucleotides long. RefSeq names its product phosphatidylinositol glycan anchor biosynthesis, class Q (gene pigq). Bases 172 to 1947 code for a protein of 591 amino acids. The transcript has 15 exons. NCBI's taxonomy places the organism in Eukaryota, Metazoa, Chordata, Actinopteri, Gobiiformes, Gobiidae. Gene Ontology annotation, biological process: GPI anchor biosynthetic process. Gene Ontology annotation, cellular component: endoplasmic reticulum; membrane. The record is from RefSeq and is a predicted model, not a curated record.